AUCUUUUUAUAUAUAAAAAAAUGAAAAUCAUCUGGGAUUGCCAUCUUUCAAGAAAAAGAAAAGAAAAAUAAACUUUAUUGGCUAUCACUGUUGACGGAUUAGGUUGCUCGACGACGUAUAAGCCUACAGAAAAAGGCUACGGAGCCUACAGCCUAGGGAGAAGAUUGCGAAGAUCGACAGAGAUGGACAGCUAUUUCUGUCGGUAAAAAAUGCCUCAACACAUUUCAUACGUAUUUUCUCCGUUGUUUUUUUAUUCGUACCAACCCAGCAGGCCUUGCUUCCAUUGCAGACAAAGAAAUACUACUGGACCUGCCUGCCAGCCUGCAGAUACCAUAGAAAAACCGCAGCCAGUCGAUCCCGUAGCGGGGCCCACUCGCCGAUCAACCAGCAAGAUGGCCACCGAGACAACGUGCGCUCCUCCCGUAACGGGACCCACUCGCCGAUCAACCAGCAGGAUGGCCACCGCGCCACCGGACGACCCUCCUCAUCCUCCUCCGGCGGAGGCGGGCGCCGCCACGCCAAGCCGUUCGAGACCGUCGGGGUUCGAGCAGCUAGACGGGCGAGUCAAGGAGCUGACCUCGUCGCAGGCGGAGUUGCUGGAGAGGAUCCAGAAGCUGAAACAUGAGGUGCAGAACUGGCGCUCCAAUGUAGAGACGCAGGUCAAGACAUACCAGAAUGAACUCCAGGAUCUCAAGAAAGGACUUGACUCUGAAGUGGAACAGCUGAAAUCGGAAAUGAAGGCGGUUAGGUCUGCGGUACAGGAAGAGAAAGGCAAUCUACCUGCACAAAAUACCGACUUUAGAGACGAACAAUAAAAAUGCAGGACAAGCUUGGCAGACACCAGGCCAAGCACAGUAUUGAAGAGCAAACAGCAACACAGCCGUGAAUUGGUGCUUCCUUGCAGAGGUGAAGGGCUGUUCUGCUGGAUAUUCAGAUCCUUUCAAUGGAUCAAAAGGGGGGAAAGCUGGCAGAUACACGGAAUCACAUGAAGUAUUCAUUUUUUUAAUAUAUACCAGCAAGUUUCCAAGUGCAAAUAUCUCUAUAACAGUGAGCAAUUUCAAGAGUAAUGUACAAGAACUGCUUGUUUUGUAACAAUUCCAUGACUACUAAUACUACUAUUACAAACUUAAUCUUGAAAUAAAA
Molecule: messenger RNA, 1143 nt
Organism: Zea mays
Lineage: Eukaryota; Viridiplantae; Streptophyta; Magnoliopsida; Poales; Poaceae
Exons: 7
Coding region: 210-815 (201 amino acids)
Biological process (GO): vesicle-mediated transport
Cellular component (GO): membrane
Source: RefSeq, marked validated